AUGACACAGAGCCUGUCGGGCCCGCGCACUCUUGGCAAAGUUUCAGUGCGACGAGAGGCGCCGGGCGCUCCAUGGCCGCGCCGUAACGGGGACCCAGCCGCCUCCCCGCCCAGCCCAGCCCAGCCCUUCCGCCCGCCCAGGAUGGAGGCGUCCGCCAGCGCGCAGACCCCGCACCCGCACGAGCCCAUCAGCUUCGGCAUCGACCAGAUUCUCAACAGCCCGGACCAGGACAGCGCACCGGCCCCGCGGGGCCCCGACGGCGCCAGCUACCUAGGAGGGCCCCCCGGGGGCCGCCCGGGCGCCACAUACCCGUCUCUGCCCACCUCCUUUGCCGGCCUCGGCGCGCCCUUCGAGGACGCGGGAUCUUACAGUGUCAACCUGAGCCUGGCGCCCGCCGGCGUGAUCCGGGUGCCAGCGCACAGGCCGCUGCCCGGGGCUGUGCCGCCGCCUCUGCCUAGCGCGCUGCCUGCCAUGCCCUCCGUGCCCACGGUCUCCAGCCUGGGCGGCCUCAAUUUCCCCUGGAUGGAGAGCAGCCGCCGCUUCGUAAAAGACCGUUUCACAGCGGCGGCGGCGCUCACGCCCUUCACCGUGACCCGGCGCAUCGGCCACCCUUACCAGAACAGGACGCCGCCCAAGCGUAAGAAGCCGCGCACGUCCUUUUCUCGGGUGCAGAUUUGCGAGCUGGAAAAGCGCUUCCACCGCCAGAAGUACCUGGCUUCGGCCGAGAGGGCGGCGCUCGCCAAGUCCCUCAAAAUGACGGACGCGCAGGUCAAGACCUGGUUCCAAAACCGGAGGACCAAGUGGCGGCGGCAGACGGCGGAGGAGCGGGAGGCGGAGCGGCAGCAGGCGAGCCGGCUCAUGCUGCAGCUGCAACACGACGCCUUCCAAAAGAGCCUCAACGACUCUAUCCAGCCCGACCCGCUCUGUCUGCACAACUCGUCGCUCUUUGCUCUGCAGAAUCUGCAGCCCUGGGAGGAGGAUAGCUCCAAGGUCCCGGCAGUCACCUCUCUGGUGUGA
Messenger RNA from Budorcas taxicolor (takin), 1017 nucleotides. RefSeq names its product T cell leukemia homeobox 3 (gene TLX3). Gene Ontology annotation, cellular component: nucleus. The transcript has 3 exons. NCBI's taxonomy places the organism in Eukaryota, Metazoa, Chordata, Mammalia, Artiodactyla, Bovidae. The coding region runs from base 1 to 1017 and encodes 338 amino acids. The record is from RefSeq and is a predicted model, not a curated record. Gene Ontology annotation, molecular function: RNA polymerase II cis-regulatory region sequence-specific DNA binding; DNA-binding transcription factor activity, RNA polymerase II-specific. Gene Ontology annotation, biological process: animal organ development; regulation of transcription by RNA polymerase II.